Messenger RNA from Peromyscus eremicus (cactus mouse), 2080 nucleotides. RefSeq names its product solute carrier family 2 member 6 (gene Slc2a6). NCBI's taxonomy places the organism in Eukaryota, Metazoa, Chordata, Mammalia, Rodentia, Cricetidae. The transcript is spliced from 10 exons. Gene Ontology annotation, molecular function: transmembrane transporter activity. The record is from RefSeq and is a predicted model, not a curated record. Gene Ontology annotation, cellular component: membrane. Gene Ontology annotation, biological process: transmembrane transport. The coding region runs from base 28 to 1545 and encodes 505 amino acids.
GCUUCUUCUCGAGCGUCCGCGCUGACCAUGCAGGAGCCCCUGCUAGGAGCCGAGGGUCUGGACUAUGACACCUUCCCCGAGGCGCCCGCGUCGCCGAGAGAGAGGACGCGGGCCGGGGCCUUGCAAAACAGAAGGGUGUUCCUGGCCACCUUUGCUGCUGUGCUGGGCAAUUUCAGCUUUGGGUAUGCCCUGGUCUACACGUCCCCAGUCAUUCCUGCGCUGAAGCUUUCUUCUGACCCAGCACUACACCUGAACAAAAUCCAGGCAUCCUGGUUUGGGUCCGUGUUCACCUUGGGUGCCGCAGCUGGGGGCCUCAGUGCUAUGGUACUCAAUGACCUCCUGGGUCGGAAGCUCAGCAUCAUGUUCUCGGCUGUCCCCUCAGUCAUUGGCUAUGCACUCAUGGCUGGUGCCCAUGGCCUUUGGAUGCUCCUGCUGGGGAGGACGCUGACAGGCUUUGCCGGGGGACUCACUGCUGCCUGCAUCCCGGUGUAUGUGUCUGAGAUCGCACCCCCUGGUGUUCGGGGGGCCCUGGGUGCCACACCGCAGCUCAUGGCCGUGUUUGGAUCCCUGUCUCUCUAUGCCCUCGGUCUUUUGCUGCCUUGGAGAUGGCUUGCUGUGGCCGGAGAAGGGCCUGUUCUCGUCAUGAUCCUGCUGCUUAGCUUCAUGCCCAACUCACCUCGCUUCCUGCUUUCAAAGGGCCGGGAUGAGGAGGCGCUGCAGGCGCUGACCUGGCUGCGAGCGGACUCUGAGGUCCACUGGGAGUUUGAGCAGAUACAGGACAACGUGCGGAGACAGAGUAGCCGAGUGUCGUGGGCAGAGGCCCAGGACCCCCGCGUGUACCGGCCUAUUCUCAUCGCAGUCCUGAUGCGCUUCCUGCAGCAGCUGACAGGCAUCACACCCAUCCUCGUGUACCUGCAGACCAUCUUCGACAGCACAUCCGUGGUGCUGCCCUCCCAGCAGGACGCAGCCAUAGUGGGUGCCGUGAGGCUCGUGUCUGUGCUGAUCGCUGCUCUCACCAUGGACCUGGCGGGCCGGAAAGUCCUGCUCUAUGUGUCAGCGUCCAUCAUGUUUGUUGCCAACCUGACACUGGGGCUGUACGUUCAGUGUGGCCCAAGGUCUCUGACCCCCAACGGGACUGUGGGACUGGAGAUCAUGACCCUGGGGGACACCGAGCAGUCCCCAGCUACGUCCUUCAAUUAUCUUACUCUGAUACCCCUGCUGGCCACCAUGCUCUUCAUUAUGGGCUAUGCCAUGGGCUGGGGGCCCAUCACCUGGCUCCUCAUGUCUGAGGUCCUGCCCCUGCGUGCCCGUGGUGUUGCCUCGGGGCUCUGCGUGCUGGUCAGCUGGCUGACAGCCUUUGUCCUCACCAAGUACUUCCUGCUGGCAGUGAAUGCCUUCGGCCUCCAGGUGCCUUUCUUCUUCUUCUCCGCCAUCUGCCUGCUCAGCCUGCUCUUCACAGGCUGCUGUGUGCCUGAGACCAAAGGCCGCUCACUGGAGCAGAUCGAGGCCUUCUUCCACACCCGCAGGAUGUCCUUCAGGCCCUAGUCGGGGCUUGCCUGUAAGGGGCCAAACCAGCCAGGCCAGGCCUAUGCACUGGCCACAGACUUCACGCCUGCAACCAGGAGCAGCAGCAUCCCUGCCAUCAGCCAGAACACAUUUCCAACUCUGGGGCUGGUAGGCCCCAGCUCAGGCAGCCUGGGGUGCUGCAAUCCCUCGGCUGAGUCUGCAGGGGGCGCAGGCGGCCCAGCCCCAGACUGAGCAAAGGCUGUGCCCAUGGACAAGGCUGUCAGGGGACCUGGGGUUUAGUUCCUCACCCCUACAAGGGACACUUCCAUGCAAGGCCAUGUUGAGGACAGAGAACAGGGGUGGAGGUGGCAAAGUGGCUCUGUACAGGGACAUCGUUACAUCAUGCUGUUCUGACCAACUGGCCAUGAGGACAAGGUCCUGCACCCACAUGGGUCUGGGUAUCUUGGGGAACACUGGACUUCCCAAGGCCAGAGUGCAGGACCCAAUCCAACCUUGGGAUACCUCUAGUCUGCAAACUGUUCACUGUUUUUCAAAAUAAAAGGAAUUGGCCUCA